Messenger RNA from Sinocyclocheilus rhinocerous, 5504 nucleotides. It is a transcript of the gene lrp6, whose product is annotated as low density lipoprotein receptor-related protein 6. The record is from RefSeq and is a predicted model, not a curated record. Gene Ontology annotation, molecular function: protein binding. The transcript is spliced from 23 exons. Gene Ontology annotation, biological process: nervous system development. Bases 567 to 5237 code for a protein of 1556 amino acids. NCBI's taxonomy places the organism in Eukaryota, Metazoa, Chordata, Actinopteri, Cypriniformes, Cyprinidae.
CUGUGAGAGAGAGUCUGAAAAACUCCCAUGACACGUGUCUGCAGUGUUCAGAGAUGAUGGAGAACAAACGAGAGACGGUACGCGAGUAAUAAUGAAUGAAAUAUAAUUCGGGUUCGUGGCGCUUUGUGUUGUUUUGUGUUUCGGGCCGCAGCACGGUUCGUGAAAAACUAGUCCCAUCAGAAUGCGCUUCCCUGCCUUUAUCCGCGCGCCCACAACGCUCGCGACGCCUCUUUCCCCGCAUUAACCGGUUGGUUCUGCGUCUUUGCCGCGCUGUGAUCUCACACAGAGAAAGAGAGACGCGAGUGCGAUGAAAUACAACAAUAGCGCGCCGCGCCGCGGAGCUGGAGCUAGAGAGGGGAAGGGGGAAGGGUUCGGAAGCGGCCGGGAGUUUCUCCUGUGAGCGGAAGGAGACGGACGCACGGACUGCGCGAUGUCGCGGUCACACUGAAGCACCGACACAAUCAAACCGAUGAGAAACUGCGGCGGAGAUUCAGCGCGAGGAAUCCGGAUCACAGACGCACGCAGCCGGAGCGAUGCGAGCGAGGCGGCGCGGCUGAGCGUUGAAGAUGGGUGCCGUACUACACAGUCUCUUACUGUGCACUUUGUGUUUGCAGAUUCGGGGCCUGCCGCUCCUCUUGUAUGCGAACCGGAGGGACUUGCGGUUGGUGGACGCGGCUCACGGUCGAGGGAACGCCACGGUGGUGAUCGGCGGUUUGGAGGACGCAGCGGCGGUGGAUUACGUUUACGAGCAGGGACUGAUUUACUGGAGCGACGUGAGCGAGGAGGCCAUCAAGCGGACGCUGUUUAACGGGUCAGGGCCCGGCGGGCUCCAGAACACAGUCGUGUCCAGUCUGGCCUCUCCGGACGGCCUGGCCUGUGACUGGAUGGGGAAUAAGCUCUACUGGACCGACUCCGAGACCAAUCGGAUAGAAGUGGCCGAGCUGGACGGGACGCACCGGAAAGUGUUGUUCUGGCAGGAUCUGGACCAGCCGAGAGCCAUCGCUCUGGAUCCGGCCCGAGGGUACAUGUAUUGGACGGAUUGGGGUGAGGUCCCGAAGAUCGAGCGCGCUGGGAUGGACGGGACGCAUCGCUCGGUCGUCAUCGACUCUGAGAUCUACUGGCCCAACGGCCUGACGCUCGACUACGACCUGCAGAAACUCUACUGGGCCGACGCCAAGUUCAGCUUCAUCCACCGCUGCAACCUGGACGGAUCGGGCAGGGAGGUGGUGGUGAAGGGCUCUCUGCCGCACCCGUUCGCGCUGACGCUGUACGAGGACACGCUCUUCUGGACGGACUGGAACACACACUCCAUCCACGCCUGCCUCAAACACACGGGAGAGAACAGCCACGAGAUCCACACCAACAUCUUCUCACCCAUGGACAUACACGUCUACAGCCAGAAGCGGCAGCCGCUGGAGGUGACGAGUCCCUGCGCGCUGAAGAACGGAGGAUGUUCCCAUCUGUGUCUGCUGUCUCCGGUCAAACCUUAUUACCAGUGCGCCUGUCCGACCGGCGUCCAGCUACUGGUCACACACUACUCUCAGAGAAACCUGUGCAAAACCCAAGAUUUAAAUAGAAACAUGAUUUAUGCCCUAGUGACUCAGUCUGUGCUCAACAGGUAUCACUGUGCCACUCAGCUGCUGCUUCUGGCGCGGCGCACAGACCUGCGGCGGAUCUCUCUGGACACGCCAGACUUCACCGACAUCGUGCUGCAGACCGACGACAUCCGGCACGCCAUCGCCAUCGACUUCGACCCGGUGGAGGGACACGUCUACUGGACGGACGACGAGGUGCAGGCCAUCCGCAGGUCCCACCUGGACGGGAGCGAGGCUCAGUUCGUGGUGACCUCGCAGGUGAAUCAUCCGGACGGGAUCGCCGUGGACUGGAUCGCACGCAAUCUGUACUGGACCGACACCGGCACGGACCGGAUCGAGGUGACGCGGCUGAACGGAAGCAUGAGGAAGAUCCUGAUCUCGGAGGAGCUGGACGAGCCGAGGGCCAUCGUGCUGGACCCCGCCGCCGGGUACAUGUACUGGACAGACUGGGGUGAAGUGCCGAAGAUCGAGCGGGCGGCUCUGGACGGGACGGAGCGGCUGGUGCUGGUCAACACGUCUCUGGGCUGGCCCAACGGACUGGCGCUCGACUACAGCGAGAGGAAGAUCUACUGGGGAGACGCCAAGACCGACGUCAUCGAGGUGAUGCAGAUGGACGGAUCGGGCCGGCGGGUGUUGGUGGAUGAUAACCUGCCGCACAUCUUCGGUUUCGCGCUGCUGGGCGACUACAUCUACUGGACGGACUGGCAGCGGCGCAGCAUCGAGCGCGUGCACAAACACAGCCUGGAGCGCGAGGUGAUCGUCGACCAGCUGCCCGACCUCAUGGGAAUCAAGGCCACAUACGUCCACCAGACCUUCGGUAUGAACCCGUGUGCGCUCGCUAACGGCGGCUGCAGUCACCUGUGUCUCUAUAAGCCGCAGGGCGUGUCGUGCGCGUGUCCCAUCGGUCUGGAGCUCAUGGCCGAUCUGACCUCCUGCAUCGUCCCCGAGGCCUUCCUGCUGUUCUCCCGCCACACGGACAUCAGGCGCAUCUCGCUGGAGACCAACAACAACAACGUGGCCAUUCCACUCACCGGCGUCAAAGAGGCGUCCGCGCUCGACUUCGACGUCACCGACAACCGCAUCUACUGGACAGAUAUAACGCUGAAGGUGAGACACACGGUUACGGUCCCACAGUCUGCUUCUCUUCCUCUCAGCUUCAUGUACUGGACAGAGUGGGGUGGACGGCCGAAGAUCGACCGCGCGGCCAUGGAUGGUUCUGGACGCAUCACUCUGGUGCCGAAUGUGGGCCGCGCGAACGGACUGACCAUCGACUACACCGAGCGGCGGCUGUACUGGACGGACCUCGACACCACGUUGAUCGAGUCCUCCAACAUGCUGGGUCUGGAGCGUGAGGUGAUCGCUGACGAUCUGCCGCAUCCGUUCGGACUCACGCAGUACCAGGACUACAUCUACUGGACCGACUGGAGCCAGCGCAGCAUCGAACGGGCCAACAAGACCAGCGGGCAGAACCGCACCAUCAUACAGGGCCACCUGGACUACGUCAUGGACAUCCUGGUGUUCCACUCGUCCAGACAGAGCGGCUGGAACGCCUGCGCCUCCACCAACGGUCACUGCUCGCACCUGUUGUGUGUGUCAGCGCCCACAUCCUUCCUGCUGUUCAGUCAGAAGACAGCCAUCAACCGUAUGGUCAUCGACGAGCUGCAGAGCCCCGACAUCAUGCUGCCCAUCCACAGCCUCAGAAACGUGCGCGCCAUCGACUACGACCCGCUCGACCGCCAGCUCUACUGGAUCGACUCCAAGCAGAACGCCAUCCGCCGCGCGCAGGAGGACGGGAACCAGAGCGAGACGGUGGUGUCCAGCGCGAGCCUCGGCCUGCAGCCCUACGACCUCAGCAUCGACGUCUACAGCCGCUUCAUCUACUGGACCAGCGAAGUGACCAACGUCAUCAACGUCACGCGCAUCGACGGGUCACGGGUCGGCGUGGUGCUGCGCGGAGAACACGACAAACCCCGCGCCAUCGUGGUCAAUCCGGAGCGAGGGUACAUGUACUUCACCAAUCUGCAGGAGCGUUCUCCGAAGAUCGAGCGCGCCGCUCUGGACGGGACGGAGCGCGAGGUGCUGUUCUUCAGUAAUCUGGGCAAGCCGGUCGCUCUGGCCGUCGACAACGAGCUGGGAAAACUCUUCUGGGUUGACAUGGACCUGAGGCGCAUCGAGAGCAGCGACCUGUCCGGAGCCAAUCGCAUCGUGAUCGAGGACUCCAACAUCCUGCAGCCGGUGGGUCUGACGGUGUUUGGGAACUUCCUGUACUGGAUCGACCGGCAGCAGCAGAUGAUCGAGCGCAUCGAUAAGAUCACGCGCGAGGGACGCACCAAGAUCCAGGCGCGCAUCGCCUCUCUGAGCGACAUCCACGCCGUCCACGAGCUGCGCAUGGAGGAGUACAAUAAACACCCCUGCACGUCUGAUAACGGUGGCUGCUCGCACAUCUGUCUGGUGAAGGGAGACGGAUCCACGCGCUGCUCGUGUCCCGUUCACCUGGUGCUGCUGCAGGACGAGCUCUCCUGCGGAGAGCCGCCCACGUGUUCUCCGGAGCAGUUCUCCUGUGUGUCCGGCGAGGUGGACUGUAUCCCGCAGGCCUGGCGCUGCGACGGCUUCGCUGAGUGUGACGACAGCAGCGACGAGCGAGACUGUCCCGUCUGCUCCGAUGAGGAGUUCCAGUGCGACAGCAAGCAGUGCGUGGACUUCUCUCUGCGCUGCAACGGAGAAAUCAACUGCCAGGACCGGUCCGAUGAGAACAAAUGUGAAGUUCUCUGUCCCAUGGAUCAGUUCACCUGCGCCAACGGCCAGUGCAUCGGGCGGCACAAGAAGUGUGACCACAACACGGACUGCACAGACAACUCGGACGAGAUCGGCUGCUACGCGACUGAAGAGCCGUCCUUUCCUCCGACGAACACCAUCGGCUCUAUCGUGGGUGUGGUGAUGCUGCUGUUCGUGGUGGGCGCUGUGUAUUUCGUGUGCCAGCGUGUGCUGUGUCCUCAGAUGAAGGACGACGGCGAGACCAUGACCAAUGACUUCGUGGUGCACGGGCCGCCGCCGGUGCCUCUGGGGUACGUGCCUCACCCCGGCUCUCUGAGCGGCUCGCUGCCAGGCAUGUCUCGUGGGAAGUCGGUCAUCGGCUCGCUGAGCAUCAUGGGAGGCAGCAGCGGUCCUUCGUAUGAUCGAGCACAUGUGACCGGAGCCUCGUCCAGCAGCUCCUCCAGCACCAAGGGCCCAUACUUUCCUCCGAUCCUGAAUCCCCCUCCGUCUCCCGCCACAGUGAGGUCGCAGUAUACGAUGGAGUUCGGUUACUCGUCGAACAGCCCGUCGACGCACCGAUCGUACAGCUACAGGCCGUACAGUUACCGUCACUUCGCCCCUCCGACGACGCCCUGCAGCACAGACGUGUGCGACAGCGACUACACGCCGGGCCGAAGGGCUCCGCACGCGUCCAGCGCCGCCACCAAGGGCUACACCAGCGACCUGAUCUACGACUCGGAGCCGCUGCCGCCGCCGCCCACCCCACGCAGCCAGUACCUGUCUGCAGAGGAGAACUGUGAGAGCUGCCCGCCGUCGCCCUACACCGAGCGCAGCUACUCGCACCACCUGUACCCGCCGCCACCCUCGCCCUGCACGGACUCAUCCUGAGCCCCGCCCACCUCCGCAUAAGCCCCGCCCUGCACGGACUCAUCCUGAGCCCUGCCCACUGCUGUGUAAGCCCCGCCCACCUCCGCAUAAGCCCCACCCUGCACGGAUUCAUCCUGAGCCCCGCCCACUGCGGUGUAAGCCCUGCCCACCUCCGCAUACGCCCUGCACGGACUCGUCCUGAACCCCGCCCACCACUGCAUAAGCCCCGCCCUGCACGGACUCGUCCUAAGCCCCGCCCACUGCCACGUAAGCCUCGUCCUGAGCCCC